UGCUUUGCUCUUCAGUUCGCGUUAUUUUUAGGCCGCCUCAGUAGAUUUUUUUCGGUUCACAACGCUAGCGCGCCAAAUGCGUGUUUUUCUGGCUAAAAUAGGAUAAAUUCCAUCAAAACACGCACUUUUUUCACUUAUAAAACACAACUCACACGCAGCGCAAACGAAAUUUAAGGUGCCAACAACAACAACAAUAAAAUACAACUGUAAUGAGGCUUCUCUAUGUGUUCGGUCUGAUUUUGGCCGUUCGUCUUGCAUCCGUUUUCGUGGUCAAAACGUAUUUUGUGCCGGAUGAAUAUUGGCAGAGUCUGGAGGUGGCACACAAGCUGACAUUCGGCUAUGGUUACCUGACCUGGGAAUGGGUUCAAGGCAUUCGCAGCUAUGUUUAUCCCUUGGCCAUCGCUGCUCUUUAUAAAUUGCUGGCGCUGCUGCAACUGGACAGUGCCCAGUUGCUGGUGCUGUUGCCACGCUUAUUGCAGGCACUGUUGACCACUUACUCGGACUAUCGGUUCUAUGUCUGGACGGGCAAACGCAAGUGGGCAUUGUUUUUGAUACUCGUGCCUUGGUUCUCCUUCUACACGGGUUCCCGCACGCUGGCCAAUACACUGGAGGCUUCACUGAUUACCAUCGCACUUAGCUAUUUUCCCUGGCAUGGCGAGGGCACGGCGUAUUUGUGGCCAGCUGCCAUCUGUUGCUUCCUGCGUCCCACGGCGGCGAUUAUUUGGCUGCCAUUGACCGUGUAUCAUCUGCGCAAGAGCCGCUUGUCCGUGCUGGAGCUAAUCCUCAAGCGUUUCUUUGUCAUUGGCUUACUCGUUGCUGGAGUUGGCAUUGCCAUUGAUACUUACUGGCAUGGUCAGUUGGUGGUGACACCGUGGGAGUUCCUCAAGUACAAUAUUUUCAACAACAUUGGCAGCUUCUAUGGCUCGCAUCCUUGGUAUUGGUACUUUAUAUCUGGCCUGCCCACAGUGCUGGGCAUCAAUACACUGCCCUUCAUCUUUGGCCUCAUCCAAACUGUACGGAAGACUGAAAAGUUUCCGGUUAGCAAACAGUUGUUGAUUGCCAUACUGGUCUCCCUGUUGGUACUGAGCACCGUGGAGCACAAGGAGCUGCGUUUUGUGUCCUCAUUGCAGCCACUGUGUCUGUACGUGGCAUCGGAUGUUCUCUCCCGCUGGAGCUAUAAGGCAUCCCGUACUAAACUCUGGUUGGCAGCCUUCUUUAUUCUGUUGCUCAAUGCGCUGCCUGCUUGGUAUUUCAGUACCAUUCACCAGAAGGGACCCAUUGAGCUGAUGCCCAAGCUGCGGGACAUUGCCCAGGAUUACCGUGACGAGCGUGAUCAUCGCGCAAACAUACUCUUCCUGAUGCCCUGCCACUCCACGCCUUAUUACAGUCACAUUCACGAAAAUGUUACCAUGCGCUUCCUGACCUGCGAGCCCAAUCUGAAGCAGCAGGAGAACUUUAAGGACGAGGCCGAUCGCUUCUAUGACGCACCAAUGCACUGGCUCCGCUCCCACAUUCCGGUGCAUCCCCGCACUGCGCUUCCCUCCCAUGUGGUGCUCUUCGAUUCACUCGGCGACAAGAUCAGCGAAUUCCUAACCAACUACAAGCUGCUGCACAAUAUUGAGCACGCUGAGGUAAACAAGUUGAGCGAUUCACAGGCUCUGCUUAACGAAUGGUCUUCGGCGUUGGGCACGAAACCUCCUAACCUCACGUCUCUCCUGCAGUUUGUGGAGUCACGCAUCGGCAAGUCAAUCCUGGUCUAUCAGCGUCUGCAGUCCGGCGAGGAUAAUGCAUUUAAUCGCAAAGAGUUCCAAGAAGCAGAGCCUGCCAUGGAGCCGGAAGCUUUACCGAGCGAGAACCUUUUUAAUUAGUUGAAAGUACUUAGCUGGCAUUUUACAUAGUUAACAGUCAAGCAAAUUUUAAGAAUGUCAUUUAUAUUUUUCAUUUUAAAACAGAAGACUUGAAGAGUUAUUUAGCCCUCCGUUCAAAGUAAGAAAAGCAAUCAAUUGAAAUUAACAGUACAAUGAUAUUUUUGUCUGGCCUUAGCACAGUUUUUAAAACGUUUACAAAUGAAAUAUGUAGUGAGUGAACACGUUUUUGUAUUUUGUGGUAGUUUUCAUAAUUUUUAUUAAUUAAUCAAUUUUGUAUUAGGCUAAUAUGUCAGAAGUGAGGCAAUAUAUAUAAACAUAUAUAUAUGUAUAUAUAGUAGAAGACAUAAUAAAGAUUAGCUGUCCUUUCUUUAGUGUUUCAAAUAAAGGUUCAGUCAUCAAAGCCAAAUAAAUCGUAAUUGUUUUAACUUAAA
Messenger RNA from Drosophila innubila, 2299 nucleotides. RefSeq names its product GPI mannosyltransferase 3 (gene PIG-B). NCBI's taxonomy places the organism in Eukaryota, Metazoa, Arthropoda, Insecta, Diptera, Drosophilidae. Bases 210 to 1868 code for a protein of 552 amino acids. Gene Ontology annotation, biological process: GPI anchor biosynthetic process. The record is from RefSeq and is a predicted model, not a curated record. The transcript has 5 exons. Gene Ontology annotation, cellular component: endoplasmic reticulum membrane. Gene Ontology annotation, molecular function: alpha-1,2-mannosyltransferase activity.